Molecule: messenger RNA, 660 nt
Organism: Prorocentrum cordatum
Lineage: Eukaryota; Dinophyceae; Prorocentrales; Prorocentraceae
Source: the annotation of a GenBank genome assembly
AUGAUGGCCAUCAUCGGCAUGUUCUUCCAGAACGGCCUGACGGGCCAGGCCUGGGGUGACUGGGCUCUGUACGGCGACUCGCCGCUGCGUGCGGCGAAGGCCCCGGUGCUGGACAUCUCCACGCAGCUCGGCGCGUGCCCGCCGCUGGGCUUCUGGGACCCCCUGGGCCUGGCCAGGUACCCUGACCCGGCCGUGGCCGCGACCCAGUUCCGGCGCCGCCGCAUCAUCGAGAUCCAGCACGGCCGCGUGGCCAUGUUCGCGUGCAUCGGGUACAUCGUCCCCGAGUACUUCAGGUGGCCCGGGCUCAUCUCGCCCUCGGAGGGCCUCGCGUUCCAAGACAUCCCGAACGGCUUCGGCGCCAUCUACGCGAUCCCACUCGUCGGCUGGACCCAGAUCAUCGCGCUCGCGGGCAUCCUCGAGGUCAACUUCUUGAGCAGCGAGCCCAAGGAGUACCCCGGCGACUACGAUGGCUUCGGUGCCCUGGGCCUCCCCGGCGGCGCCAGCAUCGCGGACAAGGAGACCAAGGAGAAGAAGCUGCUCGCCGAGAUCAACAACGGCAGGCUCGCCAUGAUGGCCAUCAUCGGCAUGUUCUUCCAGAACGGCCUGACGGGCCAGGCCUGGGGUGACUGGGCUCUGUACGGCGACUCGCCGCUGCGCUGA